AUGGUCGAUUUACACCGGAAAUUGAACAUGCCUUCAAAAUCUCCAAAACUCUCUAUCUCCGACAAAUCCUCACCACGCAACAACUCCCUACCCUUGUUGCAACCACCUUCAAUCACAAAUGAUAUCUCGGCCGCGGCAGCUCCUCUUUGCGCGGCUUAUGAAUACUAUCUCCGCCUCCCGGACCUCCGCAAGCUUUGGGAAUCAAGAGAAUUCCCAAACUGGAGCAACGAACCAAUCCUAAAACCAGCUUUACAAGCUCUCGAAAUCACCUUUCGUUUCAUUUCUACUGUUCUCUCCGACCCCAGACCCUACACGAAUCGUUCAGAAUGGAACCGGAGACUCGAAUCCAUCGCCACCAAACAGAUUGAGAUUAUUGCCAUGCUCUGUGAAGACGAGGAACAAAAUCCAGAAACACGUGGAACAGUACCAACCGCUUAUCUCAGCAGCGGCGAUAGCAAAAUCAGAAGCUACAGUGAGACGAGUCUUCUUCCACGGCUUGCCACGUGGUACAAAUCCAAGGACGUGGCGCAGAGGAUUCUUCUCUCCUUGGAGUGUCAAAUGCUGAGAUGUUCUUAUACGCUAGGUUUGGGUGAACCGAACCUCGCUGGAAAACCGAGCCUCAGGUACGACACCGUUUGCAAGCCGAACGAAGUUCACGCGCUGAAAACGACGCCGUAUGACGAUCGUAUUGACAACUAUGAGAAUCACGCGGUGCAUGCGACUCAUCAGAUUGUUGAGUCGUGGAUCCACGCGUCAAGGAAGCUUCUAGAAAGAAUCAGCGACUCGAUUGAAGGGAGAAGGUUGGAGAGAGCGGCUGAGGAUUGUUAUACGGUGGAGAGAAUCUGGAAGCUUCUUGCGGAGGUUGAAGAUAUUCAUCUCAUGAUGGAUCCAGCUGAUUUCUUGAAGCUGAAGAAUCAGUUAUCGGUGAAAUCUUCAUCCUACGAAACGGCGGCGUUUUGCAUGCGGUCGAAGGAGUUGGUAAAGGUGACAAAGAUGUGUAGAGAUUUGCGGCAUAGAGUGCCGGAGGUACUGGAAGUGGAGGUUGAUCCCAAAGGCGGACCGAGGAUUCAAGAGGCGGCGAUGAAGCUGUAUGUGGCGGAGAAGAUGAGUGGGUUCGACAAGGUUCACUUGUUGCAGGCUAUGCAAGCUAUAGAAGUUUCUAUGAAGAGAUUCUUCUAUGGUUACAAACAGGUGCUGACGGUGGUGAUGGGGAGUUCUGAGGCUAAUGGAAACCGAGUUGGGUUGAGUUGCGAUGGCGGUGACUCGUUGACUCAUAUGUUUCUUGAACCCACGUAUUUUCCAAGUUUGGAUGCUGCCAAGACUUUUCUUGGAUACUUUUGGGAUAAUGAUAACAAAUGGGUGUGCGAUAAUUAA
Messenger RNA from Vicia faba (fava bean), 1374 nucleotides. NCBI's taxonomy places the organism in Eukaryota, Viridiplantae, Streptophyta, Magnoliopsida, Fabales, Fabaceae. The record is from the annotation of a GenBank genome assembly.